This is a messenger RNA of Emiliania huxleyi CCMP1516, 765 nucleotides long. RefSeq names its product tRNA-pseudouridine synthase I. The transcript has 2 exons. The record is from RefSeq and is a predicted model, not a curated record. Gene Ontology annotation, biological process: pseudouridine synthesis. The annotation marks the transcript as partial. NCBI's taxonomy places the organism in Eukaryota, Haptophyta, Isochrysidales, Noelaerhabdaceae. Gene Ontology annotation, molecular function: pseudouridine synthase activity; RNA binding.
AUGAUCGUCACCGCCGUACCGCCGGGCGCCGCGCUGCGCAGCGGCGACGGCGAGCUCCAUAGCAUCGCAUGGUCCGACGCGCCAGCCUACACUUCCGAGCCGGAGCUGGUUCCGCCCACCGGCCCUCUGUGCGUUGUGCACCGCGACGAACACUGUGUGGUCGUCGAGAAGCCAGCCUACCUGCCGACGGAGAACACAGAGCGCAUCAAGGACUCGGUGCGCGCUCGCGUCGAGGCGCUCCUCGGCGCGGAUGCUGACGUGCGGAUCCCGCACCGGCUCGACUGGGAGACGUCUGGCCUCCUCGUGCUAGCCCUCGGCAGCGAGGCCAUGCGCUCGCUCUCGAUGCAGUUUGCGUCGCGGACGGUGCGCAAGUCGUACGUGGCGGACGUCGUGGGCGCUCCUCCCGCGAGGCUCGGCACGGUUCGCCUUCCGCUGUCGAGCGACCCCGACCGCAGGCCACGGCAGCGCGUCGACUUUGGCGCGUCCGGCAAGCCCGCGGUCACCGAGUGGGCCGUCGAGCGCAGCACGCCGCACGCGAGUCGGCUCGUGCUGCGCCCAGAGACCGGCCGGCGGCACCAGCUUCGCAUGCACUGCCUCGCGCUGGGCUGCCCGAUUGCCGGCGAUGGCCUCGGCGGCGGCACCGCCCACGCCGAGGCCCAGGAGGCUGGUCCCGCCCGCCACCGGCUGCACCUCCACGCGGCGGAGCUGGGCUUCACGCACCCCGUGAGCGGCGAGCCGCUCCACUUCCGCUCCUCGCCGCCCUUC